AUGACUGUUCUCACACCGGAGAGAUUGCUCCGAUUAGCAUAUCACUACCCCGAUCUUCAUGAUACAUGGUUUUUAAUGGCUACCGCGACAUUGCUCGAGUUGAACUUGACUGAUGAUAUACCAGCUAUCCUCCACUUUGCUUUGAGACAGCAGUUGCUCGACUUUUGCAGCGACGAGGAAAUGAUUGUGCAAAAUGAAUACAUGCUUAAACUUGCAGAAGAUUCGAUAUUGUCCAGCCAACGGUGCGUGAAGAUGUAUCCCACCGGUGUCAAAUUACCAGAUAUUUUGAUUCCCUAUACGUACUAUAAAAAGAUUCCUUUAACAUUCAAAUACACCAAUGGCGAAGACGUGCGAAGAAAGCAACAGUUGAUUGUUGAUCAAAUGAAAGAAGUGAGCUUAAAACUAGCGUCCAUGGUUGGUUUGCCCAAGGUAAUCAAUGCGUUAACUAUAUUAAAAUCAGCAACACCCAGUCGGCUUGUUGACGAUUCAAAUAAAAGAGGUCUUGAAAUUAAUAUAGUUACAAAUGGUGAGCAGAAAUUGACUAAUGAAAAUGGUACAGGUCACACCGCCUCAAGUACUUCCUCCUCAUCGCCAUCGCCAUCGCCAUCUCCUACCAUGACUAAAAACACAUUAGUUGGUUCCAUCACCACUGACUCGGUUAAUGCUAAACAAGUCAAGUCCAAUCUUAUUUCAGGCUCAAAGUUAUGGAACACAGUAUUUUCCAAUCUGUUAAGUGAAAAGAUUAGAAAGCAAAUGCUUAACGCCUACCCUGACUUGUGGUAUUAUGUCAACAAUCACAUCUAUGCGUACUUGCUUGGCUACAACAAAAUACUCACCGAUAAGAAAACGUCGUUGGUGUUAGUGGCAUGUCUUGUGCCUCAAGAGACCAAUCCGCAACUAAAAGGAUACUUGAAGGGAGCAUUGAAUAAUGGGGCCACAAAGGAUGAAGUUAUGAGCACGAGAAAUCUUGCUAUUAAGAUAUGUGAUUGGAAUGAACAUACUUGGAAAGAAGGCAUUGAGAGCGUGCCCAAGCUAUAG
Messenger RNA from Lodderomyces elongisporus, 1038 nucleotides. Its product is annotated as carboxymuconolactone decarboxylase family protein. The transcript has a single exon. Lineage: Eukaryota; Fungi; Ascomycota; Pichiomycetes; Serinales; Debaryomycetaceae. The coding region runs from base 1 to 1038 and encodes 345 amino acids. The record is from RefSeq and is a predicted model, not a curated record.